This is a messenger RNA of Menidia menidia (Atlantic silverside), 4510 nucleotides long. The record is from the annotation of a GenBank genome assembly. Lineage: Eukaryota; Metazoa; Chordata; Actinopteri; Atheriniformes; Atherinopsidae.
AUGUCUGUUUUCAUUUUCUUUCAGGUGACAGAAAAUAUCAUCUCCAAACAAACCUUCAUUGAAGCGAGGACAAGCCCUCGCUCAUUCAACAACUCAAAGUUCAGCUCUGCGGCCCAGAGGCCUUCAGCCCACUUGACUCUCAGAGACUCCAGCUCACAAGGGUUCCCUCCCUACCAGGUCUCCUCAGAGGGUCUCCACCAGUCCUGUCGUCAUGUGGUCCACUCGUGGGCCAAUCAGAGCUUUGGAGCUCACCUCCACAACAUGACCCUGACCAAUGGGAGGCUGCGAGUGCCUCAGGACGGGCGGUACUACCUGUACUCACAGGUGUACUUUCGUUAUCCGUCCCCAGCAGCUGGCGAUAGCGAUCAGCGCAGCGUUAGUCACCAGCUGGUGCAGUGUGUCUACAAGAAAACCUUCUACAAAAGCCCCAUCCAGCUCUUGAAAGGAGUGGGAACCAAGUGCUGGGCUCCAGAUGCAGAGUAUGCCCUCCACUCAGUCUACCAGGGAGGACUAUUCGAACUGAGGGCUGGUGAUGAAGUCUUCGUCUCUGUCUCGUCUCCCACUAUGGUGAACGCAGACGAUUCCUCCAGCUACUUUGGUGCCUUCCGUUUGGACCUCUGAGAGAAAGGGAUGGGAGAGGAUACAACCGAGGGUGCAAGAGCUGGAGAAACCGACGGGAUGGAGACUGCGAUGGGGGCCUUUUGAAUAUCCAUUGGUUGGAAAAAUUCUGGGUCUGGAUCUCGGAUCUGUAAAGUUUCCAUGGAGCGAUACGUUGAAGGAUGGACGUGGUUGUGGGUUUUCAAGAUCAGAAUGAUAAAUGUUGCAAGAAGAUAGGUGAAAGGGAAACGAAAGAGUGGAUUUUAUCUUUUUCUGCUCUCCAAUAAUAGAAAAAAACUACCCAUUAAUAGCAAGAUUUUACAAAAAGAUGCACAAUCCUGAAUGUGAGAACCGAUUUACAAUCAAUUCUCAAGGAAAGAAUGUUUCUUUUGGAACAAAAGGACAUUUUUUGAAAAGUUGUUCCUUUAGACAAGAGUCCCUGGGGAAAAAGAUCAUCCAGCCAUCUGCACCCCAAAUUGAGUGUCAGUGCAACUCCUCUGUUAAACUUUUUUGUGAGGAGCUAUCAAACCCUUGGAAUUCCAAACCAAAGAGUGUACGCAAUGAUCCUCUGCAUUCACGGACUGUUGGACUUAGCAGAAGAAAAUAUAAAGAUCAAACCAAAGCAAAAAAUUAAGUGAAAGAAUAAAGUCUCUUCCAAGAUUACCUUGAAAGUACUGCACAUAUGUAUGGCUGAAAAGGCCACUUAAGAUGACAAUGACCUGUGGUGAUUUUCUGAACUAAUUCAUAUAUAUUUUAGGUUGACUGGGCUUAAAACCACUCGGGCUAACUGCGGAGCAUCUUCCUCUAACACUAGAACUGUGGAUUUUAUGCAAAUACUAUUCGUGGAGGAUAAGGACUGUCUUACUGGACACUAUAACAAGCUGUCGAAAGCAGGAGCUUUGUGAAGAAGAGACUGGGAGGAGAGGAGGAAUAAAAACAGAUGGGAGGGAGAGGUCUCAUAAAGGCCAAUGAGAAUGAACCCUGCAGAGGAAAAUAAAAGGACGUAGAGGCUAAGGGUGGCAUGCAGCCUGACAAGUCCCCUUUCAUUCACCCGUCUUCAGUUCUUUCUCCGUCUCAAACAUAAGUAGAUUUUUUUUUGCUGAUCUUUCUCGUCUAACCUGUGAAGUUGCAUUGCGUUUUAUUUUUAGGAGCAGUGAAGCAGCAAACCAAAAACGCAACAUAAAUGAGAAUCUGACGAUGGAAACAGAACAAUUGCACACACACGAAAAAAAAAAAAAGAGUUGUCAUGGAUGGAAGUUAACCGUUUCUUUGGAAGUUUAAAAGUUGUUGCUUGUUGGUUGAACCUUUUCCAUUUAAAUAGAUUAAGGGAAAUCCUACAAACAUUAUGACUGGAUUUUAGACCUAAUUUGAGCCACAAGGAAACGAAAAUGCAAUUUCUGAAGUCCACUGGAAAAUAAAAUGUAUCUAUAAUUGUUGAAUAAAAAAAAACACAAACUCUACUAAAUGCCCCUUGCCUCCAUCUUAUAUGAUCAAUUUGUAGUCCAAAUAAAGCAUUUUUCAAAUACAAACUCGUUUUAAUAAGUGACCCCUUUAGCUCCCCUUGGAAAGACCACCCACAUAAACUAAACCCAUUCAAGGUUGAUGAUCACUUUUUCUUAUUUACUUUGCACUCUCUUAGGCAGCUGUUCACAUACUUGCCCGUUUAUUAUGCCUGUAACUGAAGAAUUUCACAAGAGUGAACACUUGCAAGCUUAAAAUGUUGGAACAAUAAAAGGCUGAUAUUUGGUUAAUGUUAUAAUGGCAGGGAAAAGGAGCCUUUGCAUUACAGAAAGUAUCUGAGACCACUAAAUCAAAGGAAACGCUCAUAUUUAUCUCUUCACUACCUGUUGAUUUGAUAUCUAAGGGAAAUAUAUGUGCUAUAAUUAGAAAUGUUAUGAGUCAUGGAGCUUAGGUUAGAACAAAGACAAGGAUGGAAGUAUGCUAACAUAUCGGAGGGCUUUGUUAACCUUGGGCAAGGAUUGACGGGUUCAUUAAACAGUUAAAGUGUUGCUAACCAUGUAGUAUGUUAACAUAAUAGACUAGCAGGAAAUGAAUGAUCACUGCAACACACCGGUUGUGUGCAGGAUGGUCAUUAGCACAUGGUAAUGCCGCCAUGUUCUUAGCCGCUUUGUGCUAAUGCUUUCAGACAAGUAUAUUGUUGAGAAAAUGAAUGUAUAAUUCUAAUUAAAUGGUCGAGUAAACACCUGACUGGAGCAAUGGGUGACCGCCUUCAGUAAAGGCUAGCUGGCACUGCCAGAAACCCAGCAAACAUUUCCCACCUGCACAGGAAUGCUCCACCACAAACCGGUGAUCUCUUGAACUAAUUUAUGAAACUGUACAUUGUAUUGACCAUAUUUCUGUCCAAAUUUGCAUCACUAAGAGAUCAUUUGUCAGGAACAUCAUCCCUAGCACAGAGCCAGGCCAGCCAGUUCCUAUUUGUUUCCAAUGGGGCUUUCAUAUUUAACUUAACUUUUAUCAAAGUGGUGACUUUUCUGUUUAAUCUAAUCAAGGAAAAAGCUUAACUAGUGCCUUCCUAGAAACGUUCAAUGGUGGGAAACUUUUAAAGCCGGGUUUCAAAGUGUAGAGCUUUUCUUUCAAUCAUCAACCCUCAAGCCUCUUAUUACGUGCCACCAAUAAACUAGCAUACUCAGUUAAAAAGCUAAAUUAGCUGCCCGCAUUUUUUCCUGCUCCAUCAGUCAUGAAACACAUCUGAUAAGCUAAACAAAAAGCUGACUGAAUAUGGCCGCCAGCCACCUAGAAAUACUUAUAUAUACCCCAAAACAUGUGCAAACAUUACAGCUGGAAAUGAAACACACGUGUGCUGAAAAUGUCCCUCAAAUUAUAUCAACCACACACAGACCAGUGAACAUUUAGGAAAGCGACCGGUUAAAGAAAAAAAAAAAAGGUUGCAGAGAAAGAAAGAUUUGAAAGGCACAAGAUAUUUCUCCACAUAACCCAUGCACUGCCUUGCACGGAAUCAACCCCUACAUACUUUUCCCUCUGGUAUGUGCGCAUGUAUGCACAUUUAAGAUACAUACACAUCACCUCACACUGCAUCUAGGCAGGCCUGUGCUGUGCAGACACACACGUUAUCUUGUCUAGUCACUUUCAGAAAAGAGACACAAACAAACUGACUUACACACUCAUUAAUCCAUGCUGUCCAGCCUCCCUGUGCCGUCUGGUUGUUGUCAGUGGUCAGGCAGUGCGUGUGUGUGUGUGUUUGAAAUUACAGUACAUUUUUUCUUCUUUGUCAUAGAUGAUUAGGUAAGGAGGUCAAACAAAUGAAAUGCAUCCCUUUACCGUGGACUCCAAAAAAGGUUAUGGUAUCAUCAAGGUCUUUUGGUAACGCUUUAAAAUCAUGUAUAUUUCUUCUGAAAUCAAUAUGUUUAAGUUAAAUUCCAUUUUGUUGUUUACCAUGUUAGCUGCUUGUCUUUUCUUUCAGCCCGUCUCAUCAUCCAAACAAAGCUUGCUCCCCUUCUGUGAACUUGACUCAAGUGUAGUUUUUUGUUUUGUUUUUAUUUUUUGAAAUCCAGGGUGAUGAUGAUAAUGCUACACCGCGUCUAAUUGUAUCAGCGCCAGCUGCAAAAACCCCCUUUGCCAUGAAUGUGUAAGAGCUUUGUUUGUACAGGACUGUUUCAUACAUAGUUGUGAACAUGUGUAGCACAGUGUUGCUAAGAAAAAUAAACAAAUAUCUGAACGUCCCCAGUGUAUGUGAAACUUUUAAGCCUAUUUUUGGCUAUCGAGUGCCUGUUAAAAAAAGAGGAAAAAAAAGGAACGAAUUCUGCUCCCAGUCUAUGGUAAAGGGGAUUGUAUCGCCAACCAACUAUAAGUGAUCCUGAUGCCAAAAAAUAUGGACCCAUUGCCGUUAAAAUUGAUCAAAUUGAAAAAGUUUGGAAUGAUAAAUAAAAGCUUU